AUGUUGUUUGAUCACAGAUCACGAGUUGGAGGCGAUCCUCUCUCGCCAAAAUCGAAGCCAAGCAAGGUUCCGCAACGAGGAUCACGAUGGGGUAUCGAGGAAGAGAGCAACGAGUGGUAUAAAACCCAGGAGCAGAAGCGCUCGGUGUUUGGGAGAACUUUGAAUGUAAUCGUUUUCUGCCAGUGUGCUGCUGUGUGCGAAAAUAACAAAGGUUCACAGCCAUUGAACGGGUCCCUGGAAAGGAAGGACGAGACCGCGCAAACAAUGAAUCUUCUUGAGGAUCCGAUCUUCUAUCUCAUUCUUAUCGUUGCUGCUCCUGUCGCCAUCCUCUUCGGGUCAGCCGCCACCUGUGUAGUGCCUGCGCUGUCACUUGCUUUCGGCUUUCAGUGCUCGUGGUGA
Guillardia theta CCMP2712 is the source of this 399-nucleotide messenger RNA. RefSeq lists its product as hypothetical. Bases 1 to 399 code for a protein of 132 amino acids. The transcript is spliced from 2 exons. The record is from RefSeq and is a predicted model, not a curated record. NCBI's taxonomy places the organism in Eukaryota, Cryptophyceae, Pyrenomonadales, Geminigeraceae.